Molecule: messenger RNA, 6660 nt
Organism: Anopheles coustani
Lineage: Eukaryota; Metazoa; Arthropoda; Insecta; Diptera; Culicidae
Gene: Dgk
Product: diacylglycerol kinase 1
Exons: 19
Coding region: 707-4234 (1175 amino acids)
Biological process (GO): lipid phosphorylation; intracellular signal transduction; diacylglycerol metabolic process
Cellular component (GO): plasma membrane
Molecular function (GO): ATP-dependent diacylglycerol kinase activity; calcium ion binding
Source: RefSeq, a predicted model, not a curated record
GUCGUCGCGUUCGGUUGCGUUUUCUGCAGCGAGUCUCGUAACGCCUGCUGCGUGUGCUCGUCGAACGGUUCCACCACCUCGUCCAGCCGUGGCCCGGAGUCUCUCGGUGUGGUUUGGGGCAGUGUGAGUGUGUGGAGGACGAGUUUACGCGUUCGGAAGGAAAGAAGAUAACGAGCAAUAAGGGGGGAGAAAAAAAAGAAACAGUGUCACACAUAUCGCCGGAUUCGCCAGGAAGCGCCCGGGAAAACUCGAUGAACCGUAAUUCGAUGCCGGAACACGCGAAACCGCCACCGCACGCCGUGGGGUUUUUAGUGUGAGCCAGCGCGACUGAAAGUGGAGAAAGCCAAGUGCUUGGAAGAAAGGUUUGCUGGUUUGCCAACGAGAGUGAGCGCUGGCGAAGGUGGCCGCGCAAAACCAUGAGCACGGUAUUCCGGUGGAAGUGUUCCAGUGCGCUUUGCAGCCGAUGCCAGCAACACGAUCAAAAGACACGAUCCAGCAGUAGUGAAGAGAAUUAGAAAAAGCAUACAAAAAAUUUGCAAUUGGGAACAUCGUGGAAUUCUUCGACUGGACUCGAGAGGCAGGCAACGUAGGAAGCAGUUCCGUAUCGAAGUAUCAUCAGAUUGUCAAGGGCACCGCAGACCAAAACAUUCACAACCAUCCGGCGAGCCACAAGCAGCGACAAACAGCAGCGAAACCCCCAUCAACAAUGGCUUCCAACAUACACAAAUGGGAAAAGCUAUCGCCCAGCGAGUUCCAGCAGCUGCAAGAUUUGGCCUCAUACUCAACGAAAAAGCUCCAGACCGUGCUGCAGGAGUUCUGCUCGCCGUCCACACCGUCCGCCUCACGGUUCCAUCCGGAUGGGGACAUCGAUUACGAAGGUUUCCGAAAGUUUCUCGACUCGUUCCUGGACUGCGAAACGCCCGAGGACCUCUCGAAGCAUCUGUUCAUAUCAUUCGUCAAGCCGGCGCUGUGCCAGGCCCAGGCCCAGCACAGCCAUGGGAAGGCCCUGUGCCAGAUGGCGGCCAUCAGCAGCAAUGCGGCCUGCGCCCCGGUUACAUCGCACAAUCGAGGCUCGAUACCGAACCUCAACAGCAUCGUGGACAUUCCGACCCCGCAGCCAUCGCAGGAGUCGCAGCGGAACAGCUUCGUCGAGCGGAUACACGGGCUCACCGAUAAGCUGCAGUCGCUGGGCCACCUCGGACUCGACGGAGGCAACGACGGUGGCAAGGGCAAAAGUGGUGCGUAUCCGCUGAGGGGGACCGUUCAUCCGAUGCUGACGGUGACGCCGAGCCCGAUGGGAUGUACGCCGCCAGUCCUGCAGCCCCCGUUUCGGCGCUCGGCCGACUCCAGCCCCUCGCACUCGCACAGCCACUCGCACUCGCAGAUCUCCCGGAACUCGUCUCGCAAGAGCAACAACUCCGUCAACUGUCGGAUCGAAGACAUUAGACUGAUUCCGAGAAAGCAGUCCUUUCUGGAUCCACUGCUGCUGAAGGUUCCACUCAAGGAUGUCGUGUGCUACCUCUCGCUACUGGAAGCCGGUCGGCCGGAGGAUAAGCUGGAAUUCAUGUUCCGGUUGUACGACACCGACGGAAACGGCGUCCUCGAUACGACCGAAACGGAUGCAAUCGUCAACCAGAUGAUGUCGGUCGCCGAGUACCUUGGCUGGGACGUGUCCGAGCUGCGUCCGAUCCUCCAGGACAUGAUGACCGAGAUUGACUACGACGGCGAUGGGUGCGUUUCGCUGGAGGAGUGGCAGCGCGGUGGCCUGACAACGAUCCCGUUGCUAGUACUUCUUGGUGUCGACAAUACGCUGAAGGAGGACGGCUACCACGUGUGGCGAUUGAAACAUUUCAGCAAACCAGCCUACUGUAAUAUGUGCCUCAAUAUGCUCGUCGGUCUUGGCAAGAAGGGUCUGUGCUGUGUGCUCUGCAAAUACACCGUACACGAGCGCUGCGUUCAGCGUGCCCCGGCGUCCUGUAUCGCAACUUACGUAAAGUCGAAAAAAUCAAAAGCCACCGCCACGUUCCAGCAUCACUGGGUCGAAGGAAACUGCUACGGACGCUGCUCGAAAUGUCGCAAAAGGAUCAAAGCGUACAACGGUAUAACCGGGCUGACCUGCCGGUGGUGUCACAUGAUGCUCCACAACAAGUGCGCCACACUCGUGAAGGCAGAGUGUACGCUGGGAGAGUUCGCCAAUCUCGUCCUGCCACCGACCGCCAUCUGCCCUGCCGUGCUCGAUCGGCAGAAAUCGAUCAAUUUCACCACCAACAAGGGAAAGAGCGUUCCAUCGACAAUACACUUUCAAAUCACCAGCGAUCCGAGCUGGUGCCCGCUGCUAGUAUUCAUCAAUCCAAAGAGUGGCGGCCGACAGGGUGACCGCAUCCUGCGGAAGUUCCAGUACCUGCUAAACCCGCGCCAGGUGUACGACCUCUCGAAGGGUGGCCCGCUCGAGGGGCUAACGAUGUUUAAGGACGUGCCGAACUUUAACGUUAUCUGCUGCGGCGGUGAUGGCACGGUCGGCUGGGUACUGGAGGCGAUGGACCGUAUCGAGCUGCAGUCGCAACCGUCGAUCGGUGUGAUCCCGCUCGGUACGGGCAACGAUCUGGCACGGUGUCUACGCUGGGGCGGUGGCUACGAGGGUGAAAGCAUUCCGAAGAUCCUGGACAAAAUCAACCGUGCCUCGGUCGUCAUGCUCGACCGGUGGAGCAUCGAGGUGAAGAACAAUCCGGCGGUGGCCGAGGAAACUCCCACCACCGCCACGAUGCCCGGUCACAAGGUACUACAGGUGACACUGUCGGAGAACGUGCAGAAGGUGAUAGAGAUCUCGCAUAGGAUAAUUGCUGAAAAAUCUGUGAUCCAAACCUACGAUGAGGUUACCAAAAGUACAAACGCAACCGAGAUAUCAACGGACAGCACGAAACGUGUCGUACUGAGUGACAAUAAUGGCACAACGGAGGAGAGCGAGCAGAUCGCCACGACGGGCGGUGAGGAUGACGAAGAGGGCGGACGAGCGGAGAAGAAGCCACUGCCGGCAAGUGUUACCUCCACACCGCCACCGACACCGACCACGGCCACCACGAUAGGGCCACCGAUGACGAUAGACGAUUCGGAAAGCAUCACUGAUGUCGCUGCUGACGGUGCACCCAUCGCAUCGGAAGUCAUCGCGGUGGCACUUGAUAGUGCCGCCCCGGUAGCAAACGGUUUCGCUGGCAAUGGCAGCACGACGGUAGUACCGUUUUCCAACGGUUCCAUGAUGAUGUCCGAUGAGGCUGCACCCAACACCAACGCUAGCAGCAGCAUGGCUAACAGUAGGGAUAAUGUCGGCUGCGGAUCUAGUUGCUUUCCGUUCGACGGUGACACGACGGCGGAUGACAAACCACGAGCGGGGAUGGCGGGACCUGGUGCCAUCAAUAGUUCCUACCAUCAGCAGCAACAGCAACACCCCCAUCAUCACAUCAACGGUGGCACCACGGACAAACCGAGACCGAAGGAGAAAAUUAUCGACCUACCGAAGUUGAUAAAACCGCAGGUCGGAUCGGAAUUCACCGUGCCGUACAACAUUGUCAAUAACUACUUCUCCGUGGGUGUGGAUGCCGCCAUCUGUGUCAAGUUUCACCUGGAGCGCGAGAAAAAUCCGCACAAAUUCAACAGCCGCAUGAAAAACAAACUCUGGUACUUUGAGUACGCCACCUCGGAGACGUUUGCCGCGUCCUGUAAAAACCUGCACGAAAACCUAGAGAUUAUGUGUGACGGUGUUUCGCUGGAGCUUGCCAACGGUCCACAGCUGCAGGGAAUCGCACUUCUCAACAUCCCAUACACGCACGGUGGCUCGAAUCUCUGGGGGGAGCAUCUUUCCCAGAAGCGCAUGCGGAAAGGUCCGUUUCGAAAGAAACUGAAAAACUCCGACAAAGAGCUGUCGGCCAACAGCUUCAACUCGGUUGAUCUGUCCAUUGCCAUACAAGACAUUGGAGAUCGCAAGAUAGAAGUUAUUGGACUCGAAAAUUGCCUGCACAUGGGACAGGUUCGAACUGGACUACGAGCGUCCGGACGACGGUUGGCACAGUGUAGCGAGGUCAUGAUCACCACCAAAAAAACCUUCCCCAUGCAAAUCGACGGUGAACCAUGGAUGCAAGGCCCGUGCACGAUAAAACUUACACACAAAAAUCAAGUGCCAAUGCUGAUGGCGCCCCGUUCCGAGAAAGGGAGCGGAUUCUUUAGCUUCCUGAAAAGAUGACUCACGAGAAAGCAGAGCACCGAUAUCGUGCUCCCAAGUGAAGCCUAAUAAUAAAGCUUCAAACCUAAGACAUGGCGUGAGUGUGCCUCUCAACGAGUAAAUUUUUCAAUCGGUCCAAUUUUCCAUCCCAACUACACCACCACCACCACCCGUACCGUACCGCUAACGAAGAGGAAUGCACUGGUAGAACAAGGCGCGACCCGGACGGCAACUAACUGAUAGCUUUAAUCAAACGAAACUUAACCAAAAUGCACCCAUUCCCGCGUCACAAUGCAUGCAUCGCACUAAAUCACCCAGUCACUCAAGGCGCCAUGAAACAGUAAUCUCUGAAAUCGCAUCGUCAAACGUCAAUUUAUAUUUUUCGUAGAUUUUCUACUCCUCGCUCACAUACGUAGGUUAUUAAACUAUUGUUUAGUAGCCGCUGUUACUAUCAAUCUUCAAUCCCGGAGGGUUUGCCCAUUGUUAACUGUCCAUGUUUAUCAAUGAGAACUGCUGGCAAGUUUUAAGUUAAAAAAUAAAACAUUAUUUGUCGUCGAGAUGUAAUCAAACCAACCAAGUAGAAACCAUAAAUUAUACACCCUUUCCGUUUAGGGCGUGUAUGCCCUUCCUUUAGAAUUUAAGCUUAAACCACCUACCCGUAUAGGAUAUAUUUCACUAGAAAAAGGAAAACAAUGUCUUGUCUCUGUUAUCUCCCUAUCGUAAGUUCGUCGAUCGAACGUUGAUCUGUUGUUAAAAGCGCCUAUUAUACGUUUAUCGUUCGCUGUAACCCGUUUCGAGAGCGCUCUAAGAGAUGGUUGAAUUUCGAUGGUGCGUUUAAUAUAAAAAAAUAUAUAUACUAUCAUAUUUAUACAUAGCUUACAUAGAUAAACCAUCGUACCGUAUUAUAUCCGUAUUCAUGGGCAUGUAAGAAACAUCGUAAUCUCAUUGAUGGAACUCUGUGGAUCUGUGGCAAUAGCUGUAUCUGUUACCGCGCUAUCCCUUUGCUGUAUUAACGUGCUGCAUUAGUUCGAGCAUAUUGCCAUAUAUACAACAUUAUUACGGUAUAUAUUUACUCCUGUGGUUAGCUCAUUAUAAAGAUGGUACACAACACAACAAACACAUACGCUCGACCGGGAAAAACCCGGUUGGACAAUACACGGUACAAAGAAUACAAAAUGCGAUCAAACUAACACAAAACAAACACAGUUCAUUGCAGCUAUGUGCGACUGGUUCAUGUGCUUUAAAGACAAGGAAAUCUUUUACGGUUCCGUUUCGUCCACGGGGUUGCGAUUUCGAGGGGAAUUGCGAAGCGGGCGGUUCGGUCAAGGGCAAUGCAGCAUCAACUAUACAAGACACAUUUUAUCACCCCUAAUGAAAAAAAACAAAACCACAGACAUAUCUCAAGAAGGAAACACAUGAUUUUUUACCUUUCCUCCUUUCAUCCUAGUUCCUAGCGAAUCUAUCUUUUAGCAAAUAACCGAGGAAAGUGUUCCGUGCUUUGUGCUUCCGCUCAAAUCGUGCACCCAAAGUGGACAAACUGGCGAAAGUAUUUCUUAUAAGUGUUGAAACAUAUGCAUAACGUUACUACGUCCUAUUGCGGCCCGGUAGGAAGAAACCUGUUUCUCGAGAAAAAUGCACAUAUUUAUUUAACAAACAAGAAGAUAGACUACAGUAGUGAGAAUACGAUGAAAGUUACAGCUCACUGAAAAGAAGUGGCAUCAUGAGGUAAGGCAUGACUUCCGACAGCCUUAUGUGGUGUGUGUGUGUGUGUAUAUAAAAGAAGGGGAAUGAAAUGAUAAUAAAAGCGAUAGCACAGCUAACGAAACAUUAUCCCUGUUUGGCGCCCCUAAUGCUGAUACGGAACGGCCGAAAACGCGAUCAUUAAGUAGAAGAUUAAAAGGAACUGUAGAAUCUCUCUCCCUCUCUCUCUCUCUCUCUUGCUGCAUCGAACAUAUAGUGUAAAACAGGCGAUGCAGGAUGAUAUACAAAUAUCUAUAUAUACAUCGUAAUGGAGCUAUAUUUCUUUACAGCCCUUCUUGGGGGCCAGACUAGACGAAAAGUAUUAGGAUGCUACUUUAGUUCGGUUAGGAAAUGCUUUUGUUUUUGCUUCGGUAAGAGAAACGAAACAAACACCACAGUAGCAGUUAACAAUUACUAUUACAAACUAAUAAAAAAUGAGGCCGGUUUGGUGGAUCGCCACCUUCCCCGCUUUGACCCCGUUGUUUCCGAGCGAUGAUGGACAGGCCCAAAACCCACCCAAAGGAGACCCACAGACCAAAGUAAUUGAGAGCAGGGAUCUAAUGUGAGGUGAGAGGAAAAAAACACGAUGGCUGCUGCCAGGUCAGGUCUGUAAGACGUGUGACUUUAAAAACAAAAUAGCUAUACAGAUCCCUUACACCUAACAAUUGUAGAUCAAGCGAGAAUCGAAAAACUAAUGAUAAAUGAUA